AUGUUGCAAUUAAAGUUGUCGUAUCAAGAUCAAGAUCACAGUCUAAACAUUAAAUCAAAUAAUGUUCUUGAUCAAAAUUAUCUAUUUUUUAAACUUCAGCAAGAAAAUGCAAAAUUGCCGCCCCAAGCUUCGACAGCAUUCAUACUAGCUCAAAUUGAACGACAAAAUGCAUUAUUAGAAAAAGAUCCAAAAUCAAUUUACAUUCAGUCUAAUCAACUGAAGGCGAAUUUUACUACUAUUCAGCGACUAGUCAAGGCUAGUACAGAUGAUUGGGGCUUUUGGAAAGCUUUUAUUGAAAAUCCAGAUCAAGUAGCCUUACAACUUCCCCAUUUACUAUCUUUAAAGUUGAAAUUAGGUAUACCACCCCAAGUCCGAGGAUUAAUAUGGCAAGCUAUGUCCAAGUCCGCUUCAUUACAUUUGGAAACCGUCUAUGGUCAGUUAUGUAAAGAAAAAUCCCCUCAUGAACGUAUCAUUCAACGUGAUUUAGCUAGAACUUAUCCUUGUAUUGACAUGUUUAAGCAAGAAAACGGGCAGGGUCAGGUUUCGAUGAAACGAAUCCUAGAGGCUUAUAGUUUAUAUGAUUCAGAUGUAGGAUAUUGUCAGGGCUUAGCAUUUCUUGUAGGACCUUUAUUGAUGAAUAUGGCUGAAACACAAGCAUUUUGUGUUUUUGUAAGAUUAAUGGAAACAUAUGAAAUGAGGACGAUGUUUACUUCAAGUAUGGAGGGCCUUCAACUUCGUCUUUACCAAUUUUCUAUUCUUCUUCGUGAAAUACUACCAGAACUUAUGACUUUUCUGGAACAGCAUGAUAUCCAUCCAGCUAUGUAUGCCUCACAAUGGUUUUUGACACUAUUUGCUUAUGCAUUUCCUAUGCAGUUGAUUGAUCGUAUCUACGAUAUUGUAUUUGCAGAGGGCGCCUCUGAAACAAUCAUGAGAGUUUCAAUCGCUAUGCUAAAGCGAUCCCAAUAUGCGCUUUUAGCUAAUACUGAAUUUGAAGAUAUUUUAGAUUUUUUAACCUCGCACAAGCUAUGUGAACCUUAUGCUGAUUUUGGGCAUGUGAUAAGUGAUGCUAUGUCUUUGUCAGACAUGAUCACAAGAGAUAAGAUGGAACAAUUGAGCAAAGAGUAUAACGGGCAACAAGGAGAUACAAAGGGUCAAAUGACUGGGUUUUGGAAAAGGCGAAGAAAUACGAUCUUCAAUAAACGGUUAACAAGUAUAGAUAACACACCGACUGGAACACAGGUAAGAUCCUCUUUACAGAAAAAGCGUUGGUCUUCUAUUUCAUCUUUAAGCCAAGAUAGAUCAUUUUAUCAUAAGCAAGAUAACGAACAACUCAAGUUGAUAUUAAAAGAACUCAGAGAGGUUAAAAUAAUGCAUCAAAAGACUUUCGAGGAGCUUAUCAAAGUUCAGAAUGAUAAUCAAGAUCUUGUAUGUGAACGAGAUGCAUUAAAAUUAACAAUUACUGAAUUAGAACGUCAAAGAGAUAAAACUUGUGAUAGCCCUAUCAUGCUUCCAUCAACAAAUACAAAUUUACAACAAGAGCUUUUAGCAAAAAACCUUCAAUUAGAGCAAGAAUGUAAGAAGCUUUCUUGGGAAUUGGAAAUGAUGCAAUCUAAAUUUGAUAUGGUAAAUGAAGGACAAAUGGCUCUUGUUGAUCGACUUGUUUCACUUAAGAUAGAAAUGGAUGAGACCAUAAACGAAAAAAAAGAAAAAGAGGCAUGCCAGCUUCUUACAAAGUUAGAAAAUGAAAGACUUAAGUUAGAAAUUAAAAGACUUGAACAACAAAAUAUCUCUUUAGAAACAAAGUAG
This is a messenger RNA of Cokeromyces recurvatus, 1806 nucleotides long. RefSeq names its product rab-GTPase-TBC domain-containing protein. The transcript is spliced from 3 exons. Bases 1 to 1806 code for a protein of 601 amino acids. The record is from RefSeq and is a predicted model, not a curated record. Lineage: Eukaryota; Fungi; Mucoromycota; Mucoromycetes; Mucorales; Mucoraceae.